This is a messenger RNA of Acytostelium subglobosum LB1, 702 nucleotides long. RefSeq lists its product as hypothetical. The record is from RefSeq and is a predicted model, not a curated record. Lineage: Eukaryota; Evosea; Eumycetozoa; Acytosteliales; Acytosteliaceae. The annotation marks the transcript as partial. The transcript is spliced from 2 exons.
AACAACAUGACCAACAACAUCAACAUAAAGAAGAAACAUAACCGUAUACAUACUCUCUUGUUUGACUUGGACAACACACUCUAUCCACUAUCAUGUGGACUAACAGAGAUAUUAACACAGAGAAUCUCUAAAUAUAUGGUCGAUAAGCUCAAUGUACCAGAGGACAAAGUCGAUGAGAUAAGAAUUGGAUAUUAUAAUAAGUAUGGUUUAACAUUGAAUGGACUGAUAGUCAAUCAUAAUGUUGAUGUACAAGAGUAUCUAAGAGAGGUUUAUGGUGGCGUGGAGAUUGAGGGCGUAGUGCCGAGGGACGAGAAAUUGGGCCAGGUCCUUAGGAGCAUCGACCCAUCAAUCAAGAAGCUAAUCUUUAGCAAUGCUGAUAUUGCACAUUGUCGUCGCAUCCUCAAGGCACUGGGCGUGGAGGACUGCUUUACCGAUGUGCUUGAGUAUCAUGGCAUGUUGGAGAACACCAAGCCACACCCGCUGUCCUACCAGCUGGCGCUCAAGAUGGCCGACACGACCGACGCGUCUGGCGUCGUCUUUUUCGAGGACACUGCCGUGAACCUGGAGGGCGCCAAACAAGCCGGCAUGAUCACCGUACUGGUCGGCUCGUCGUCCGACCAGUCAUACAUCGACUACUGCAUACCAACCAUUCACGACCUCGUCACACUGUUCCCAGAGAUCAUAGUCAAGGACUCUUCAUCC